Molecule: messenger RNA, 4869 nt
Organism: Dryobates pubescens (Downy woodpecker)
Lineage: Eukaryota; Metazoa; Chordata; Aves; Piciformes; Picidae
Gene: DGKH
Product: diacylglycerol kinase eta
Exons: 31
Coding region: 111-3842 (1243 amino acids)
Biological process (GO): intracellular signal transduction; diacylglycerol metabolic process; lipid phosphorylation
Molecular function (GO): ATP-dependent diacylglycerol kinase activity; protein binding
Source: RefSeq, a predicted model, not a curated record
CGCUGCCGGCUGGAGGAGCGGUAGCAGCGGGAGAGAGCGCAGCCCGCGGUAAACUGCUCCGCUGUCCGUUGGCGCUCUUCCCGCGGAGGUAGGGGACCUGCUGCGGGGUGAUGGAGAAGCAUGGGUACCCCUCCUAUAGCGCCCGCAGCCCCGCCUGGGAGGAACUGGAGUCCGGGAAGAUGGCCGGGGCCGAGUCGGGGAUGAGCGGCGCUGGGAUCCCGCAACAGCCCCAGCCCCAGCCCCCGGCGGCGGUGGCGGGGCCGGCGGACGAGUCGUCGGACAGCGAAGGGGAGCACGAGGGCCCCCAGAAACUCAUCCGGAAAGUGUCCACCUCGGGCCAGAUCCGCAGCAAGACCAGUAUCAAGGAAGGAUUACUACUGAAGCAAACCAGUUCUUUUCAGAGGUGGAAAAAGCGUUAUUUCAAGCUUCGAGGCCGUACCCUGUACUAUGCGAAGGAUUCCAAGUCUCUCAUAUUUGACGAAGUUGACCUGUCAGAUGCCAGCGUAGCUGAAUCGAGCACAAAGAAUGUCAACAACAGCUUCACGAUAAUCACUCCAUUUAGGAGACUAAUAUUGUGUGCUGAGAACAGAAAAGAAAUGGAGGACUGGAUAAGCUCUCUGAAGUCCGUUCAGUCCAGGGAACACUAUGAGACCGCACAGUUUAAUGUGGAACAUUUCUCAGGGAUGCAUAACUGGUACGCCUGCUCCCAUGCCCGACCUACCUUCUGUAACGUGUGUAGAGAGAGCCUCUCUGGAGUCACUUCUCAUGGCCUGUCUUGUGAAGUGUGUAAGUUUAAAGCACAUAAAAGAUGUGCUGUCCGAGCGACGAAUAACUGCAAGUGGACUACCUUAGCCUCAAUUGGAAAAGAUAUCAUUGAAGAUGAAGAUGGUAUAGCUAUGCCCCACCAGUGGUUAGAGGGUAAUCUGCCUGUCAGUGCCAAAUGCGCAGUCUGCGACAAGACUUGUGGCAGUGUUUUACGCCUGCAAGAUUGGAAGUGCCUUUGGUGUAAAGCUAUGGUUCACACUGCCUGUAAAGAUCAAUAUCCUCGUAAAUGUCCACUUGGCCAGUGUAAGGUAUCCAUCAUACCUCCAACAGCACUAAACAGUAUAGACUCUGAUGGUUUCUGGAAAGCCACAUGCCCGCCAUCCUGUGCCAGUCCUCUCUUAGUUUUUGUUAACUCCAAGAGUGGAGACAAUCAGGGAGUAAAGUUCCUUCGUCGAUUCAAACAGUCGCUAAAUCCAGCUCAGGUGUUCGAUUUAAUGAAUGGAGGACCUCACUUAGGUUUGCGGUUGUUUCAGAAGUUUGACAACUUCAGGAUUCUGGUGUGUGGCGGCGAUGGAAGUGUGGGUUGGGUCUUAUCAGAAAUUGAUAAGCUCAGCUUGCACAAACAGUGUCAGUUAGGAGUGUUACCCCUCGGUACUGGAAAUGACCUUGCUCGUGUCCUUGGCUGGGGAGGAUCCUGUGACGAUGACACACAGCUUCCUCAGAUUUUGGAGAAACUAGAACGAGCCAGCACAAAAAUGCUAGACAGGUGGAGUAUCAUGUCAUAUGAGCUGAAACUGCCAGCGAAGCCUUCUAUUCUUCCAGUGACUGCAGAAGAGGUGGAGGAAUGCCAGAUAUCUGCUUACGAGGAUUCAGUUGCUGCUCAUCUUGCAAAAAUUCUCAAUUCUGAUCAGCACUCCGUUGUCAUAUCAUCUGCCAAAAUAUUGUGUGAAACUGUAAAGGACUUUGUGGCUAAAAUAGGGAAGACUUACGAGAAACCAAUGGAAAAUGCAGAGGAAGCUGAUGCCAUGGCCAUUAAAUGCUCUGAGUUAAAUGAGAAGCUUGACCUAUUGCUCCAGGCUCUUCACACAGAAGCCCAGGCUGCUCCCAUUCUCCCAGGCAUCAAUCCCCCCAUUGUGGAAGAAGAAGCAGAGGAGUUUUCAAGUGAAGAAUCCUUGUCUGAAAGUAAAGAGCAAUUAGCAGAGUGUGUCUCCAAGUCUUCCACCCAGAAACUCUUCAAACCGAGGGAACAGUUAAUGCUCCGGGCAAACAGCUUGAAGAAGGCUGUGAGGCAGAUCAUUGAACAGGCAGAGAAAGUUGUGGAUGAGCAGAAUGCUCAUAGUGAAGAGCAGGUGGACCAGUCUCCACUAGAAUAUAGCAAAGAAUUGGAUGAAUCAAAGGAAGAUGAAAAAGAGGAAGACACAAAGGAACUCGAGUCCUCAUCAAUUAAAACUGCACCAAGGUCUCCAGAUCGACGUAUAAGCCGAGGUAUCCAUUCUCAGACAGGAUCUUUCUCUGCUCCAGCUUUAGCUGCAAGCAAGGAAAACCUCCCAGUGCUUAACACUAGGAUUAUCUGCCCAGGUUUGAGGGCUGGUCUAGCUGCUUCUAUUGCAGGAAGUUCAAUUAUUAGCAAAAUGUUGCUCGCCAACAUUGAUCCGUUUGGUGCUACGCCCUUCAUUGAUCCUGAUCCAGAUUCCCUGGAGGGGUAUUCAGAAAAAUGUGUCAUGAACAACUACUUUGGAAUUGGGUUAGAUGCAAAAAUUUCCCUAGAAUUUAACAACAAGCGAGAAGAGCACCCUGAGAAGUGCAGAAGUCGGACGAAAAACAUGAUGUGGUAUGGAGUUCUUGGCACAAAAGAGCUACUGCAGAGAACUUACAAGAACUUAGAGCAAAAAGUUCAGCUUGAGUGUGAUGGACAGUACAUCCCUCUUCCAAGCCUGCAGGGCAUAGCUGUGCUAAACAUUCCCAGCUAUGCUGGUGGGACUAAUUUCUGGGGUGGAACCAAAGAAGACGAUAUAUUUGGGGCUCCAUCAUUUGAUGAUAAAAUCUUAGAAGUUGUUGCAGUGUUUGGCAGCAUGCAGAUGGCAGUUUCAAGAGUCAUCAAACUCCAGCACCACAGAAUAGCUCAGUGUCGGUCGGUGAAGAUCACCAUACUUGGUGAUGAAGGGGUUCCAGUGCAAGUGGAUGGAGAGGCAUGGAUCCAGCCCCCAGGAGUUAUUAAGAUCAUACAUAAAAACAGAGCUCAGAUGCUAACACGAGACAGAGCCUUUGAAAACACCUUGAAGUCUUGGGAAGACAAACAGAAGUUUGAUUCCUGUAAACCUGUCAUUCGAUCUCCCUUGUACCCUCAGCAGGCUGUUGAUUUGGCUACAGAAGAAGAAGUUGCACAGAUCCAGCUGUGCUCACAAGCUGCAGAAGAACUUAUUACCAGGAUCUGUGAAGCAGCAAAAGUACAUGGCCUCUUGGAGCAGGAGCUUGCUCAUGCUGUCAAUGCAUGUUCACAUGCAUUAAAUAAAGCCAACCCAAGGUUUCCUGAGAGCCUUACCAGAAACACUGCCAUGGAGAUAGCUGUCAAUGUGAAGGCCCUACAUAAUGAAACAGAAUCUCUGCUAGUAGGAAGAGUUCCUUUGCAGUUAGAGUCCCCUCAUGAGGAGCUGUUGUCUGAUGCUUUGCACAGCGUGGAAACAGAGUUGAGAAAACUUGCUGAGAUCCCGUGGCUUUAUUAUGUUUUUCAACCAAACGACGAUGAGGACCCCCCUCUGGAUUAUGCUAAAAGAAACAACAGAAGCACAGUCUUUCGCAUAGUGCCAAAGUUUAAAAAAGAGAAAGUUCAGAAGCAUAAGAGCAGCCCUCAGCCUGUUCAAAAAUGGGGCACAGAUGAAGUUGCUGCUUGGCUGGAUCUGCUCAGUUUGGGAGAGUACAAAGAAAUCUUCAUCAGCCAUGACAUCCGAGGCUCUGAGCUUUUACACCUGGAAAGGCGAGAUCUUAAGGACCUGGGGAUAACGAAAGUGGGUCAUAUGAAGCGAAUUCUCCAGGGAAUUAAAGAGCUUGGCAAAAACACCCCUUUGUCCGAAGUGUAAUUAUGCUAGCGCUCUCCCUUAGAGAGAGAUGAGGAAGUUGCUGGAGAAGCAAAGCUGUUGCAGGCACUUUGCUGUCUGUGUGGUUUACUCAAUGGAAGAACAAGCACCAGUGUUUGUACAGGCUACUAUCUGUGGAUUCUGGUAUGGUGAAGAGCUCGCUACAAGAGUGCAGAAGGAUUUGUGCCAAAAAGAAAGGUGGUAUGUUCUGCGAAGAUGCUGUGUUGGUGUGCAAACUUGGCCAGUUCAGAGAAGCACAUUGUGGUCAGUGGGAUUGGUUUAUGGUGAACUGCAGUGACUGGAAAAUAUGCUCAAGAAAUGAUUGCUUCGCUUACAUACAGCUCAGUAUGCCUCUCUUUAUGCUGCAGCAAGAUACCACUGUACAGCAUGAGGUUGUCCAGUUAUCCUUCCAAGGCAUAGCUCCAUAAAACCUCCUGUGCAGGAGACCAAGAGGUUUUUGAGGUUCAAGACACAAGCCUAACAGUGCUGCAGGUACCCAGCACUCGCUGGCCACGCAGAAAAGGGGAGAGAUAUCUUGAGAUACCAUGAAUGCAAACUAUAAUGCAUGGUGUGCCUGCCUGAAUCGUCUGUUGUUCUGUUGCAUGACACAUCUGAUACUUUAAACACUUGAACAACUUUUAUAUGGGUUUGAAUGGGAUUUAAUUUAUUACUACUUGAGUGUCUUUUAUUUUUCUCCUCCAGUUUCAGGCACUUUUCUAUUCUUCAGUGUUGUAUUAUGCCUAAAAUGUGUUCUUGCAGCAAAGGACGUGUGGGUAUGGAAAUUUAGCCUUUGUGCCAUAUUCAGCAGAUUAUAUGCAGUCUACUGGACUGAAACACUGUACAGUUAGAUUUUGAACUAUACCAUGUACAGAAGGUGUAUCAGGUAACUAACUUAAGAGUAUUUUUGAAAGACUGGUACCUCACAAAAAUAUCAAUUGGCUUCCUGCAUGCAAAAUCACAGAGGAUUUCUCGUGGUGCAUUUGCAAGUAGCUCUUGAGUUAUCUUAAACAUCUGUAGCAUAUCUGAACUU